CUGAGAGAGAGAGGAAGAGAGAUUCCCAUUGUGAGAGAUGGAACCCGCAAGAAUGAAGGAGAUCUACAGAGAGUGUAUGAGGAACCAUGCCGCCCGGCUGGGGACGUACGCCUGCGACGGGUGCUGCGAGUACAGCUCGGACACCCUGCGUCCUAACGUGUUGUUCUGCACCGCCUGCGGGUGUCACCGGAACUUUCACCGCAAGGUGGCGCCGAACAGCGCGUCCGCCGCCAUCAACGUCCGGGUGGGAACAACUGUGGAUAUCGUCCGGGCAAGGCGACGUAAGAGGAGCAAGUUUACCGCGGAGCAAAAGGCUCAGAUGCGGGCCUUCGCAGCCCGGCUCGGCUGGAAGGUCCGGAAGCAGGAGGAGGCGGGCGGUGAAGACGAGGUGUCGAGUUUCUGCAAGGACAUUGGGAUCACCCGCCAGGUGUUUAAGAUCUGGAUUCACAAUCACAAGGGCACUGCCGCUGCGGCCACCUCCACGACCAAUACCAAUGCUGCACCGGGUGAUGCCGAGGGAGAGGGAGAUGGAGGCUGCGAGGGGGCAGAAGGGGAGGAGGAGGUCAAGGGGAGUGCCUCCAUGGAGGAGGAAAAGUAG
Molecule: messenger RNA, 598 nt
Organism: Elaeis guineensis (African oil palm)
Lineage: Eukaryota; Viridiplantae; Streptophyta; Magnoliopsida; Arecales; Arecaceae
Product: zinc-finger homeodomain protein 11-like
Biological process (GO): regulation of DNA-templated transcription; regulation of developmental process
Cellular component (GO): nucleus
Molecular function (GO): DNA-binding transcription factor activity; transcription cis-regulatory region binding
Source: RefSeq, a predicted model, not a curated record